Messenger RNA from Aspergillus saccharolyticus JOP 1030-1, 1539 nucleotides. Its product is annotated as putative MFS multidrug transporter. The record is from RefSeq and is a predicted model, not a curated record. Bases 1 to 1539 code for a protein of 512 amino acids. Gene Ontology annotation, biological process: transmembrane transport. The transcript has 5 exons. Gene Ontology annotation, molecular function: transmembrane transporter activity. NCBI's taxonomy places the organism in Eukaryota, Fungi, Ascomycota, Eurotiomycetes, Eurotiales, Aspergillaceae.
AUGAAGCCCACCAGUCAGAUCACGAUGUCUUCAAUCGAGUCCGAGAAAGACGUUCUGCAGUCUCUGCUUCCGCAGUAUGGACUUCGCAUGGCUGCAGAUGGCGUGCACAUUCGAUGGGCAGUCAGCAACAGUCGGCAUCCACGCAACUGGCGGCUGAGGAGGAAGCUGUGGGACACCGCGCUGGUUCUGUUCCUGGAGUUUUUCACAACGGCAGUGAGCACGGCCGGCUCUAUCGCUGCCAACAGUGCUGUACGAGAGUUCCAAAUCCCGCAGGAGCUGUCUAUUUUCCUCUUCGUGUCCGUGUAUCUGGUGGGGCAGGCGUGUGGAGGAAUCAUCUUCCCGCCGUAUUCGGAGGCCUUUGGGCGGAAGAAGCUGUAUGUAGUCAGCGCGGCGCUGUACAGUCUGUCGUGUGUUGUGGUGGCUUCGGUGCCAUCGGUGGCCGGGGUGAUUCUUGGACGGUUGAUGAGUGGGGUGUUGUCGGCGAUCCCCACAACGGUGGUGGGUGGCAGCAUCGAGGACCUGUUCAAUUCGCGGGAGCGAGUGUGGAUGAUCUGCAUCUGGGUGCAAGCUGCCAAUCUGGGGAUGGUGGUUGGACCGAUACUCAGUACUUUUGUGGUGGCUGAUCUGGACUGGCGAUGGCUGUUUUACGUGGCCGCAAUGGUGACCGGGGUAUUAGCCCUGCUGCUGCUGACGAUCCGCGAGUCGCGCCCUUCCCUGCUGCUUGCGCGGGAGGUGGCGCUCUUCCGGCAGGUCACGCAGAUCCCCGACACUCCGGAGGCGCUGAACCCUGACCAGGCCCCGGACCUGCACGCCUUUGUGCGAUUGGCCCUGUUCCGGCCAAUCCGGCUGCUGUGCACGGAGCCCAUCGUAUUUAUCGUGGCCGUGAUGAGCGCUGUGGCCAUUGCCCUCGUGUAUCUCUUCACGCAGGCCCUCCCGCCCAUCUACGAGUCGUUCGGGUUCAGUCCGCGCCACGCCUGUCUCCCGUUCAUCGCGAUUGGACUAGGCCUCUUCCUGGGGUGUCUGACGCGGUGGCUGGACCUGCGGAUCAUCGCGCAGCAUCGCAGUCAAGGAGGCGCGCUGCAGCCCGAGGACAAGCUGCUCGGGUUCUGGAUCGGCACGCCCGUGCUGGCGGCGGCGCUGUGGGUAUUUGCGUGGACGAUCCCGCCGGCGAUGGCGCAGAUCCCCUGGAUCGUGUCGGUGGUAGCGCUGGUGUUGACGGGGUUCAGUCUGAAUGAGAUUGACUACGUGCUGGGCGGGUAUCUGACGGACAGCUAUCUGAGCUACGCAGCCAGCGGGUUGGCGGCGCUGAGUCUCGUGCGGGCGAUGCUCUCGGCGGUGCUGCCGCUCGUAUCGGCGCCGAUGCUGCAGCGGCUCGGCGCCAACGGGGCAGUCUCGGUGCUGGCGGCCAUCGCGACGGUGUUUUGUCUCGUGCCGCCGCUAUUUGCCCGCUAUGGGCGGGCGCUGCGGGCGCGCAGUGCGUUUGCGAGUUACAGUAUGAUCAUGUAUCGGGAGUGGGGCGUGGAUGAGGAGGGGUAUUGA